Durotheca rogersii is the source of this 1668-nucleotide messenger RNA. Its product is annotated as cytochrome P450. The record is from RefSeq and is a predicted model, not a curated record. The coding region runs from base 1 to 1668 and encodes 555 amino acids. Lineage: Eukaryota; Fungi; Ascomycota; Sordariomycetes; Xylariales; Xylariaceae. Gene Ontology annotation, molecular function: oxidoreductase activity, acting on paired donors, with incorporation or reduction of molecular oxygen; monooxygenase activity; heme binding. The transcript has 8 exons.
AUGUGUUUCGGUGCAACGUGCUCGACCUGCUCAAAGAAGUCGUGGCGGGGCUGCGGCUCGCACGUCCCUGCGGCUCUCGCGGGCGUGCCGGAGGAUAAGUGGUGCACCUGCGGGCCGCGAGUCACGAUCGAGGGGAAACAAUACCCUCCAGCGGCGAAGAUGAGCAUGCCCGGGUUGUCAUGGCUGACAAGCAUGUUCGGCGGCGGUGGCGGAAGCGUUGCACGCCGGUCCUCCCGUCCGGCGCCGUAUCUGUUUAUCUACCUAUAUUCCAACCGUUCGUCCGAUAUGCUACUACUCAACCCCCUCGUUCUCGGCGGCGUCUGCGCGGUGCUGGCCCUCCUGUACGUGUGGCGAUGCGUGACCUCUCCGUUGAGGGUGCUGCCGGGGCCGACCGUCUCGCUGUUCAGCUCGUGGAUGCUCAAGUACCACGAGCUGCGCGCGCACCGCACGCAGUACGUGCACGGCCUGCACCUGAGGUACGGGCCGGUCGUGCGCAUCGCGCCUAACGAGGUGUCGUUCGCGUCCGCUGAGGGCAUCAAGGAAAUCUACGGCUCCGGUGGCAGCGGCUACGACAAGACCGAGUUCUACGAUCUGUUCAAGAUCUACGGCAGGAGGACCACGUUCACCACCUUAAACAAAGAGGAUCAUGCAAGGAGGAAGAGGAUCAUCGCCGAUCGAUAUGCCAACUCGAAUAUCUUAAAGCCGGAGUCUCUCGGCGGGAUCAAGGAGCGGUCGAAACGGUUCAUCGAAAGAUGCUCCAAGUCGGUCGGUGGGAGCAUCGAUAUCUUUGUAACUCUCGACGAUAGUCUCCAGAAUCGCCUCAUCCAGCACUACAGCCCAGUGCUGCACGGGGUAAUAGGCAGCGUGCUCUCGCUGUUCUCGAAGCCGCGGCAGACGCCGCUAGCCGACGACCUCGUGCUAUCGGCGAGCGCGAAGGCAAGCGCGGCGCCGUUCACGCUGCUGAGCCGGCUACAGUCGGCGGGGGUAGGCGCAGGGGGGCUUGCGCAUCUCGACGUCGCCGCCGAGUGCCUCGAUCACAUGGCGGCGGGGAUAGACACGACGGGCGAUGCGCUGUGCUUCCUCAUGUGGGAGCUGUCGCAGCCGCGGUCGCGCGCGGUUCAGCAGCGGUUGCAGGCGGAGCUGCGUGCCGGCGCCGAGCUCGCCCUCGACCGCCUCCCCUUCCUCGACGCCGUCGUCUGCGAGGGCCUGCGCUGCUUCCCCGCCAUCCCCAUGUCCCUCCCGCGCCGCGUCCCUGCCGGCGGCCGCGCGAUCGACGGCCGCUUCGUCCCCGCCGGCGCCGUCGUCAGCUGCCAGGCCUACUCCGCCCACCGUAUCGACGCCGCCGUCUUCCCCGACCCCGACGCGUUCGACCCUGACCGCUGGCUCCGCGAGCCCGGCGACCUCGACAGGAAGCGCCUCUUCUUCGCGUUUGCGAGCGGCGGCAGGGGUUGCAUUGGUAAGCAUCUGGCGCUCGCCGAGAUGAAGGUUCUGCUGAGGGAUGUCUACUCGAGAUUUACUACGCUGCCUGAUCCAUCCAUGACCGCCAGGGAUAUGGAGAUGGCCGAUCAGCUCAUUUCGUCACAGCCCAGGGGUAGGAAGUGCCUACUGAGGCUUAUCCCGUUGGAUCAGGGUCCCGAAGGAGGCGUUGAAGAUCGUCCGGGAUGCUGA